UUGAAUUCCGGAAGUGUUUUGAUGCAUUGUAGCAGGUUGACGGGGCCGUGCGCGGUUACGGGGCUCGUGUUCUGCGGUGUUUCGCGGAUUAUGAGCGCGCGGGACGGAGUUGCGAGCUGAGUCACCACGAGUCAUCUAUAUGGGCCAUUUUCUCUCCAAGAAUGCUCACAGCCUGAAGAAAACACGGAAGCUGCGCAAGAAGAAGAGGAGGAGGAAUUGCUUCCUUCAGGGCCCCUGCAUGCUGUGCUUCAUCGUCCACGGCAACAGCGGAAGCAUCGAGGACGACUGGCCCUUCGAGAGCGGCUGCGCGGCGGCGGCAUCCAAACUCGUGGAACACUACGCCGCGUUGAACUCGCCCGACGACUGCGCCAAGUUCCUCCGGUCUCCAGGAGAGCGGGCCCUCUGGGAGGCCCAGGGCAGAAGUCUACUGUCCGCCGUGCCGGUCAAGCUGAUCACGCCCCCGGCGCUCUUCUGCGCCGUCGUCCCAGCCGCGGACUAUUCAGAAAUGGUGUGCAAGCGCAAGAGCGCCGAGCUGCAGCGGUGCGCGCCCCGCAAGCAGCCACGCUGUGCCUUCCAGGAGCCCAUGGAGAACGGAGAAGAGAGAGGAGACGCCUCCGCAUCGGAUGACCAGUGCCUCCUGCCGUCUCUCUGUCCUCUGCCUUCAUCUUCUUCCUCAGAGGAGAACGGGUGCGGCGCGGGGACGGAUGCGGCCAGCUCCUCUUCCACCUGUGAGGCCUCGGAGGAGGAAAAAUACCCUGAAAGUUCAGAGCAAUCUCACAUCAACCAGCUGCCCUCAUCUAUACUGCUCAAGGUGUUUUCUCAUCUGUCGGUGAAGGAGAGAUGUUUAGCAGCGUCUCUGGUGUGCAAGUACUGGCGAGACCUCUGCCUAGACUUCCAGUUCUGGAAACAAAUCGAUCUCAGCGGCCUUCAGCAGGUUAAAGAUGAUCUUUUGGUGAAGAUCGCAUCUAGAAGACAGAACGUUACGGAGAUCAACAUUUCUGACUGCCGGAACGUUCAGGAUCAGGGCGUUUUAACUCUGGCAUCUAACUGUAGAGGUCUGGUUAAAUACACGGCGUACCGCUGUAAACAGCUCAGUGAUGUGUCGCUCUGCGCCGUCGCCGUCCACUGCCCACUUCUGCACAAAGUUCAUGUUGGAAACCAGGACAAGCUCACAGAUCAAGCUCUUAAACUGUUGGGCGAGCAUUGCAAAGACCUGCGGGACGUUCAUUUCGGACAGUGUUAUAACAUCAGUGAUGAGGGGCUGGUGGCGUUGGCUCAGGGCUGCUCCAAACUCCAGAGAAUCUACAUGCAGGAAAAUAAACUGGUGACAGAUAAAUCCGUGCAGGCGUUUGCUGAGAACUGUCCCGGGCUGCGUUUCGUGGGAUUCAUGGGCUGUUCGGUGACAUCACAGGGGGUCAUCCAUCUGACCCGGCUUCAGGAUCUGAACAGUCUGGAUCUGCGACACAUCUCUGAACUCAACAAUGAGACGGUGAUGGAGGUGGUGAGAAAGUGUCGGAACCUAACGUCUCUUAACCUCUGCCUUAACUGGACCAUCAAUGACAGGUGUGUUGAGAUCAUCGCUAAGGAGGGCAGGAGUCUGAAGGAACUCUAUCUAGUGUCCUGCAAGAUCACAGAUCACGCUCUGAUCGCCAUCGGUCAGUACAGCAGCACUAUUGAGACGGUGGACGCUGGUUGGUGUAAGGAGAUCACAGAUCAGGGUGCCACACAGAUCGCCAGGAGCAGCAAAUCUCUGCGUUAUCUGGGUCUGAUGAGGUGUGAUAAGGUGAACGAGGAGACAGUGGAGAGGCUGGUGCUGCAGUAUCCUCACAUUGUGUUCAGUACAGUGAUGCAGGACUGCAAGAGAACGCUGGAGAGAGCCUAUCAGAUGGGCUGGAGCCCCAACACGUCCACAGCAUCCUAACACACACACACACGUGUGCAUUCUCAUACAUACGCUGUUUAUUUUGCCUUCCUUUAUGAAAUGACAUUAUGCAGCAGAAGCGAGAAUAUAAUGCUGGAGAUCUGAACGCCGCUGGUGCACAUGCACGAGAGCUUUAUCACACAUUUCACCACAAAAUACAAAGAAAAAUACUAGUUCACAAUCAUCAAUGUUGUUUGUGCUAUAAUUCAAUUUUCACAGCAGUUCAACAAACUUCUCAGAAUUCUCUUUACUGUAAAGGCACAAAAAUCGCAUCGUUCUCGUCACUGUCGUUUUAUUUCCACACGCGUGACGUUGAAAAGGAGGAAAAACGCUGCAUUUUCUUUGACUGUCAUGAAGAUAAAAAGUGACUGCAGUGAAGUAAACGGUAGUACAUGAAAAUCUAACACUGUUCAUUUGACACUAUGGUGAUUCUGUUCUUCAUGACAAUGAGAGUUUGAUAGGUUCUGUAUUUUGUCACAACAUGUCAAAAAGUCAUUUUCAAAUAUCGUUUCUCAUGAUUUUGUGGUGAAAUGUAGUCUGAACUCACUAUGACAAAAUGUACAUUUUCAGACACUUUAUUCAUUUCAUUCAGGUUUGUUUAGUUUUGUGUUCUGUCUCUCUCUCUUUCUCUCUCUCAUUGUGGCCUCCCUAGUAAAUGCUUAGAAGUAUAAAAUGAACAAUGUUUAAUUCAGGAGAAUUUAUUUAGACUGUAAGAUCUGGACGUCCGUGAACCUUCAGCAUGUCGAGUGUUAGCGUGUUAGAUUUGAAACAUGUCUGUGUAACUGCUCACGUGUUUGAAGAACGUUUGAAGAACGAUGAGUAUUGAGUGUGUGAUGUAUAGAUAUAGAGAGGUGAACGGCACUUGUUUGAUGAUGUUUACUCUCGUGAAACUGUAAGCAGUGGUUUGGAGUUGUAAAACGAUGUACGUUUUUUUUUGUUGCAUUUUACUCACCUUACAUACAGUGUAGGGAAUUAACUACAAAUAUCUGAUGAUUCCAGCCUGUGAUGUGUUAGUAGUGAGAGAUGCUGAGUGAUCUAGAGAGGUUAGUUGCCUCGCUCAUCCUCCCGUCUUUGCCUGUGGUAUUUGCUCAUUCACACUACCAGGGUAUUUUUAUAUGGUAUAAACUAGCUGAAGCCUGUAGCAGUCGCACUGAGUUUAGUUACAGCGUUUCUGUUGCUGUACCCGGUGAUUUGAGUCAAAUAAAACACAAAACACAAUUGUA
This is a messenger RNA of Triplophysa dalaica, 3144 nucleotides long. RefSeq names its product F-box and leucine-rich repeat protein 17 (gene fbxl17). The coding region runs from base 140 to 1921 and encodes 593 amino acids. NCBI's taxonomy places the organism in Eukaryota, Metazoa, Chordata, Actinopteri, Cypriniformes, Nemacheilidae. Gene Ontology annotation, molecular function: protein binding. Gene Ontology annotation, biological process: SCF-dependent proteasomal ubiquitin-dependent protein catabolic process. The record is from RefSeq and is a predicted model, not a curated record. The transcript has 10 exons. Gene Ontology annotation, cellular component: SCF ubiquitin ligase complex.